AUGAAGUCGCAGAGAGUAGUACAGCUCCAGGUGGGCAUAGUAGGUUGCGGCAUCGCUGGACUUACAGCAGCCAUCGCUCUUUCAAGGGCCGGUCACGCCGUUGACAUUUUCGAGCGCUCUCGAUUCAACAAUGAAACUGGCGCUGCUAUUGUCAUUGGCCCCAAUGGCUCUCGUCUCCUCUCAAACUGGGGUUUCGAUGUCGAGGCAGCAGGCGGACUCGACUACUGCCAAAUGCGCCGCAUCAAAGCUGACACCAUCCAGCUGGACUCGGAGACCAAAUUUGACAAUAUCAAGGAGCAGUAUGGCGACAGGUGGCUGCUCCUUCACCGAGCAGAUCUGCAUACUGGCUUGAAAAAUCUGGUUGAGAAGCUGCCUGUCCCAACGCCAAACAUUCGACUUGGAUCUGCCGUAUCCGAUGUGGACCCUGAUAGUGGUACCAUUACCCUUGCCACCGGUGCUAUCGUGGCGAAGGACCUGGUUGUUAUAGCCGAUGGAUCACAUUCCCAACUUAUCGUCAAGAUCACGGGCACAGAGGAACCUGUGGUCCGGCUGCCUAUGUCCAUGUACAGAUUUCUGCAGCCAAUUGAUAAAAUCAUGGCGCGCCCUGAGACUGCGCAGUUCUACAAGGACCAAGCCCCAGGUUUCUCUACUUUCUACAAGGCCCAAGUCGGGCGCCCAGGACACCUGCUUAACACAUACCCAUGUCGUGGCGGUUCCCUAAUCUACUGUGCGUUACUGCAUCCCACAAAGGACAAGGAGCGAGAGCUCGAGGGCUGGAGUACUCCCGCGGACUAUCAAGACGUUGUUGCAGAUGCACAAGGCUUCCAUCCUGCAGUCCAGGCUAUCUGCGAAGGCGCCACCGAUGUCAGAGUCUACAACCAGAUGUAUCGCAACCCGCUACCAACUUUCGUCAAGGGUAAGGCUGUCCUAGUUGGGGAUGCUGGACACCUGAUGCUUCCAACACAUGGUCAAGGUGCAUCUAUGGCCAUGGAGGAUGCUGCCGCCCUCGAGGUCUUGUUCUCAAGACUUUCCACGGCCGGUGAGGUCCAAAGCAGAUUGAACAUCUUCAACGAUCUACGACUGCCCCGCGUGCGAGCUGGGCAGACGAUGUCCAACAAGAUGAUGGGCCCGCCGGACAAGCUGAUCGCCGAAGUUAGAAAGUACUAUGAUGGCGAGAUCCCGGGUCCGACUGCGAAGACAUUUGAUCCAGAAUACAACAAAUUCUGGUUCACAUACGAUGUCUUCGCGGAAGCCACUCAGAAGUUGCAGGCGCAGUAG
Molecule: messenger RNA, 1278 nt
Organism: Cyphellophora europaea CBS 101466
Lineage: Eukaryota; Fungi; Ascomycota; Eurotiomycetes; Chaetothyriales; Cyphellophoraceae
Exons: 1
Coding region: 1-1278 (425 amino acids)
Molecular function (GO): FAD binding; monooxygenase activity
Source: RefSeq, a predicted model, not a curated record